AUGAACACUCUCUUCACCAUCUCCUCCCAUCUCCUCAAACCCAACUCCAAAACCCUAAACCCCAUCCAUCUCCUCCUCCACAGACCCUUCUCCAAAUCGACCUCCAUCCCCAAGAAAAUGGACCGCGUCCGCGACCACGGCUACGACAACUACAUGGAAGUCGACAAGAAAAUCCGCAAAGUCCUCAAAUUCCAAACCCUCAUCCUCUCCCAGCCCCACCACAUCAUCCAAGCCUCCCGCCUCGACCUCCUCGCCCGCCGCCUCGGCUUCAAGCCCCACGAGGCCGCCGCCUUCGUCCUCAAAUUCCCCCACGUCUUCGAAAUCUACGAGCACCCCAUCCAGCGCAUCCUCUACAUCCGCCUAACCCGGAAAGCCCACCUCCAGAUCGACCAGGAGCACCGGGCCCUCCAGGCCCAAAUCCCCGACGCCGUCACCCGGCUCCGCAAGCUGGUCAUGAUGUCCAACACGGGCCGGCUCCGGCUCGAGCACGUGAGAAUCGCUAGGUAUGAGUUCGGACUACCCGAUGAUUUCGAGUACUCUGUCAUUGUUAAGCAUCCCGAGUAUUUUAAACUGAUCAAUGCCCAAGAGACUAGGAGUAAGUACAUUGAGUUAGUUGACAAGGAUGAUAGCCUAGCUGUGUGUGCUAUAGAGAGGCUUAGGGAGAUUGAGUAUAGGGAGAAGGGGGUCGACGCCGAGGAUAUAAGGUUUUCGUUUAUUGUGAAUUUCCCACCAGGUUUUAAGAUCGGGAAGUAUUAUAGGAUUGCAGUGUGGAAAUGGCAGAGGGUGCCGUAUUGGAGCCCCUAUGAGGAUGUUUCGGGGUAUGACAUGAGGUCGAUCGAGGCGCAGAAGAGGAUGGAGAAGAGGGCGGUGGCGGUGAUUCACGAGCUGUUGAAUUUGACUGUGGAGAAGAAGAUCACGUUGGAGAGGAUUGCGCAUUUUAGGAUGGCGAUGGAUCUGCCGAAGAAGCUGAAGGAGUUUCUGCUCCAGCAUCAGGGGAUUUUCUACAUUUCGACCAGGGGGAAUCACGGUAAGCUGCAUACGGUGUUUCUUAGGGAGGCUUAUAGGAAGGGGGAGUUGGUGGAGCCGAAUGAUUUGUAUCUGGCGAGAAGGAAGUUGGCUGAGCUGGUGUUGAUGAGCCCGAGGAAGGCGAAGAUGGAUAGUGAGUUGGUUAGUUACCAUAGGGACUGGGGAGAUGAGGAGAGGGGGUUCGUUGGAAGAGACUAUGUUGAGAAUGCUUUUGAUGAUUUUGGGGGUUGUGAUGAUGAUAGGCAGGAGAGGGACUCGCAUAUGGGUGAUGAUUAUGAGUCCGAUACAGAUGAUGGUUCUGAUAAAAUUCUGGAUGACAAGGACGUGUGUGUAAAAGAUUGAUUCAUACAACAUUUGUAUUUGCACUUCAAAGCAUCACAAUUGUGGGAGUUGCAACAUGUUGAUGGUACUAAGAGAUUGGGGUCAGCGGGACUUUGAUCACCAAUUGGCAGGCUGCUGUAUGGAAAUGAAGGCUGCAGUUACAGAAGAAAACCAAAACGACCUCGUUUUGGCUCUUUUAGAUUGGAUUCUUCUUGCUCUAAAUGCAUUGAUGAUUGGUUGGAUUUCUGAUUUGAGUUAUUUUAUGGGUGUGAUACGACUGUUUGAUUGCUUAUGGAGAAUGGAGCUGAUUUGAAUUCCAGCAAUCACUGUAGCAGGGUGAUACUUUGGUAUUCUUCCGAUGAUAGAAUUAAAAAUGUGGAAAAACAGAUGCGUUCAGUGGGUAAAAAUGUGAAGAAACUAUGUUCUGAUUUACUUCUUCCUUUAGGGCAUCCUGUAAAACAUUUGUCUGAAGAUGUGGCUAUCGAAAAGAAUGAUACUGUUAGUACUAAGACAAGGACAAGCUUGCAGAAAAGUUCUAUUGAUGCAUCUGAAAGCAAUCACCUACUGAGCCCAAUUAAUAGAUCCUGUGCCAAGCCAACUGAGUCUUGUGUCAAGGGAACACUACCUGGGGACCAUUUUAGUUCUCUAACUUCUAUGGUUACUCUUGAGGAGCCAGACUUCAACAUACUCAUAAGAAAGGAUGAUGACAUUAUGAAAAAUGAAAACUGGGGGGCAAACAAUGGAGAAAUUGCGAAACCAGUUCUGUCAAAGUUAACUUCUGCUGGUAGGGAAGAACAGUUUACAGAGUCAUUAGUUGGGGAUUUGUCUCUGGAGAGAAUGCAACAGUGUCCAGUGGUUCCAAUGCAAAGGAAUAUCCUACGGUCACUGAAAAUCCACCUCAAAAGUAAUCCAAGGAAGCUAUGUUUUGUCAUAGUUCUGGGGAAGGCUGAAUGUGUUUCUGAUAGCUCUGAUGGAUCCUCAUGGUCAUCUCUAACCCUAACAGGCUUCCAUAAAAUAAGGACACGGAAGAUCGACUUUCUUCUUUCAGCACCCUAUUAGUUGCAGAAGGCACCUCCAAAUUAUAGAGACCAUUCCUUGUGGUAAGCAGCAAGUCAAGAUCUGUGAGUCCUUUCAACAUGAGGCUGUAAUAACAUCUUCAGAUACUGGAUGUUCGAUGAAUCGAGUUCUGAUAUUGUUUACUGUCACAUGGAAAGCAUUGACUAGGAUGAGAAGGGGCAGAUAUAGGAAAACUGUGUCAAUGUAGAGGAUAGUGUACUUUGUGCCACUUCUCACAGAGCAAGAAAGCAGAGAUCAUACAAGAAACAAAUCCAAGAUGUUUUUACAUCAAAGAAGAGGUUGGUGAAGGAGGAUGAACAGCUAGGCAGCUAGCAGUUUGGUUUGGAGAUCUCAGUUUUAAUUCCAGCCAAGAAGCAACCUUUAACAAGAAACAUUCAGGAACUCAUCAUGCAGAUGUCGCGUUCGGGGCAGAUCUCUUUCCAUCAGGAUUUGCUUCCUUGUGGUACAUUUGACCAUGACAGACCGCUGUUCCCAGUUAGUUAACAUCCAAGCAGUUUAUACACAGUUAAUGUGGGUGAGCUCCGGUAUUUUAAGAAUCCCAAUCUCACCACCUCGACGUAAGAAUGGAGCAGAUAACUCACAAGAACAUUAACAUACAACUAUAUGCAAAUAUGAAGAAAUGACUUAUAUGAUGACAUCUAACAGAGAAGAUGAAGAAGAAAAUAAAUUGGCAAAUUGCUUGUACAGGAUUCGAAACCUCGCUCUUAGGCCCACAUACCGGGGUCUAUAUUGAGACAAGUCUUCGACACGUACAAGUCGAACGCGGCCCCUUUAACGCUUCAAGAAAACACAACAGACAUUCCAAGUUCGAACCUCCUCCUCCUUCUCCUCAGAACAGAGCUCAAGUUCCGGUUGAUCUUUAA
Argentina anserina (silverweed cinquefoil) is the source of this 3287-nucleotide messenger RNA. Its product is annotated as protein ROOT PRIMORDIUM DEFECTIVE 1. The transcript has 6 exons. The coding region runs from base 1 to 1368 and encodes 455 amino acids. Gene Ontology annotation, molecular function: RNA binding. NCBI's taxonomy places the organism in Eukaryota, Viridiplantae, Streptophyta, Magnoliopsida, Rosales, Rosaceae. The record is from RefSeq and is a predicted model, not a curated record.